GGCUCCCGCAGUCCCCGCCGCAGCGCCGGCGCCGGAGCCUCCGCCGCGGGAUCGCGCCCCGCGCCCCCGCCCCGCCCCGCGCCCCCGCCCCGCCGUGCCCCGGCCCGGCCCGGCCCGGCCCGCCCCGCCGCAGGAUGUCGGUACCGGAGCCCGCCGGCGGCGAGGAGGCGAAGCAGGCCAAGGAGGCGGAGGACGCCGAGAAGUACUCCUUCAUGGCCACCGUCACCAAGGCGCCCAAGAAGCAAAUCCAGUUUGCAGAUGACAUGCAGGAGUUCACCAAGUUCCCGACCAAGACUGGCCGCCGGUCCCUGUCCCGCUCCAUCUCGCAGUCUUCCACAGACAGCUACAGCUCUGCUGCCUCCUACACAGACAGCUCUGAUGAUGAGGUGUCCCCCCGUGAGAAGCAGCAAACCAACUCCAAAGGCAGCAGCAAUUUCUGUGUGAAGAACAUCAAGCAGGCAGAGUUUGGACGCCGGGAGAUUGAGAUCGCCGAGCAGGACAUGUCUGCCCUGAUUUCACUCAGGAAGCGAGCUCAAGGGGAGAAGCCUUUGGCUGGAGCUAAAAUUGUAGGCUGUACACACAUUACAGCACAGACUGCGGUGCUGAUCGAGACGCUGUGUGCGCUGGGAGCGCAGUGCCGCUGGUCUGCCUGUAACAUCUACUCCACCCAGAACGAGGUGGCGGCCGCCUUGGCGGAAGCAGGUGUUGCUGUGUUUGCCUGGAAAGGGGAGUCAGAGGAUGACUUCUGGUGGUGCAUUGACCGCUGUGUUAACGUAGAAGGCUGGCAGGCCAACAUGAUUCUGGAUGAUGGUGGGGACCUGACCCAUUGGGUUUAUAAGAAGUAUCCCAACAUAUUCAAGAAGAUUCGAGGGAUUGUGGAGGAGAGUGUGACUGGUGUGCACAGGCUGUACCAGCUCUCCAAGGCCGGGAAGCUCUGUGUCCCAGCCAUGAACGUGAAUGACUCUGUCACCAAACAGAAAUUCGACAACCUGUAUUGCUGCCGGGAAUCCAUCCUGGAUGGCCUGAAGAGGACCACAGAUGUGAUGUUUGGAGGAAAGCAAGUGGUGGUUUGUGGCUAUGGGGAGGUCGGCAAGGGAUGCUGUGCUGCUCUGAAAGCCCUGGGAGCGAUAGUCUACGUGACAGAGAUCGACCCCAUCUGUGCUCUCCAGGCCUGCAUGGAUGGGUUUCGUGUGGUGAAGCUGAGUGAAGUAAUCCGUCAGGUUGACGUCGUCAUCACCUGCACAGGAAACAAGAAUGUUGUGACCAGAGAACACCUGGAUCGGAUGAAAAACAGCUGCAUUGUGUGCAACAUGGGCCACUCCAACACGGAAAUCGAUGUGACCAGCCUCCGGACCCCCGAGCUGACCUGGGAGCGGGUCCGCUCCCAAGUGGACCACGUCAUCUGGCCGGACGGGAAGCGGGUGGUGCUGCUGGCCGAGGGCCGUCUUCUCAACCUGAGCUGCUCCACGGUUCCCACCUUUGUCCUCUCCAUCACAGCCACCACUCAGGCUCUGGCUCUGAUUGAGCUUUACAAUGCUCCCGAGGGCCGCUACAAGCAGGACGUGUACCUGCUGCCGAAGAAGAUGGACGAGUACGUUGCCAGCUUGCACCUGCCUUCAUUCGAUGCCCACCUGACGGAACUGACGGAUGAUCAGGCAAAAUACCUGGGACUCAACAAAAACGGGCCUUUCAAACCCAACUACUACAGAUACUGAUGGACCAUACCUAUGAAGGACCAGACCACACAAGGCAACAUUAGAGAGAUUAUUUUUAAAAAUCAUUUUAUUUUGGCCUACUUUUUUUUUUUAAACCAACAAAGAAACCUGUUUUUACAUUUAUCAGUGUGAUUUUAAGGUCACCUUUUUUUUUUUUUCCUCCUGAGUUUCACCCUUUUAUGUGAUCACAUCUCUGUCUGAUCUUGGCAGACAACCUGGGAUUUGCUUCCUGCUUUGAUGUGGCUGAAGCCACUGGUGGCUCCCAGCCCUGGUUCCCUUUCCUGGUGUGCGAAGGGCAAUUAAUUCCUGCAGUGGUGUUUUUUUGACCUUUCCAGCCCAUGUUAGUCUUGUCCAGGAUAUCUGCAGAUAUGGAGAUGCUGUUCUACCUUAUCUUACAUUUUCUUUCUUUGUGUGGAUUAUCUGCAACUUCUAAAUUGCCUUAAAGAGCCCAGUUUUAGCUGCUAGACCUAUGCUCCUAGCUCUGCUUGGGAGCAGAGUGGCGCCUGCUGGCCACCUCGUGAAUAGGUGACUGUCCCCACCCGGCCAGGGUCCCUGUGCGGAGGUGGCCGCUGGCCUGGGUUUGGCUGGCUGGGUACGGGGGAGUUCACUGUUCCAGGGUGCUAAUCUGAAUUUGGACGGGGGUCACUCACCCAGCAUUAUCCUCAUCUCUUCUAGUGUUUUUUUUUUUUUUUAGCCAAACUGCACCUUAAUUGAGUUUAAAACUUUUUUUUUCCUCUUUUUCCUUUUUGAUUCUUAAAAAGAUGUUUUAAAGAGGGGAAAAGCACUGGGGAUGCGUCUGGCUGCAGAGUUUGGGCACUUGCUGCAUCAGAGCGGCCCCAUCUCCCAGCAAGCAGUGUGGGUGGUUUUUAAGGGUGUCUGGGUUUUUCUGGGGGGCAUUUCACUUUUGUUUCAAGAUGAAUGCAGAGAUGAACCUUCCCCCUGUCCCAGCCUGGGCUCUCUGCACCCUGGACCCCUGCACAAAGCCCUGGGCUCCCCUUUGCUGCCCCAUCCCUCGAGCUGGGCUUUCUCAGCUGCCUCCCCUGCCCUCUCAUAGUGUUUCAGCUGCUCUCAUUGCCUCGUUCUUUCCUUCCCCAUCCUUGCCAGUGACAAAUAUUUCUCUUUUCCAUCUCUUGCAGCUAGCCCCAGGACAGGGAAAAGUCCUUGCAACCCAGUGAGGUUUCUCUUAGCUUUUUUUCCUUCCCCAAUGCCUCUUUCUUCACCUGGCAAAGGCCAGAGCACAGCGGGAAGGACCCUAGCUCUGGGUUCACUUGUUCCCCUGCUGCCUGUGCAGCCUGCAUCGCCCGGUACACAGAUAGAUGCUGUGGUACCCACGAGAGGGCUGCUCUGGCCGUCCCCUCCCCAGGGACAGGGGAUGCUGUUUUAGUGCUGGGUCGUGGGCGCUGCUCAUUGUGGAGGGUGUAACGCUCCUUUUCUCUUGGUGGGGACUGGAGGGUGUUUUAAGCGUGGAUGGUGUGGCUUUGAUCACCCUCUUGUCCCCACCUUCUCCUUUGAUUAUCCCUCUGCUGGGCCGCGCUUGCCCGGCAGGUGUGUGUGGAGCCCUCUGCUGUCCCUCGGACUUCACAGGGGACUUGGGCUUGGGUCUCUGGGGGCCUGGGCUGGGCCCCCUGCCCUGGGAGCACAGCAUCCCCCUCUGUGCCAUCCCUCGAGCCCGGGCGUCGGGGCUCCAGCUCUGUAUAAGCCAUGUUGUGCGGGGCAGCCGGGGCGGCGGUGGCAGCGUCGGGCUGGGAGGGAGAGGUUUAUUUUGUAUAUGAAUGAUUUUUAAUGAAUGCAAUAUUAAUCCUUGCAGAUGAGCAAUAAAUCAUUAAAGUCUAAUUAAACUAUUAGG
This is a messenger RNA of Cygnus atratus (black swan), 3561 nucleotides long. It is a transcript of the gene AHCYL1, whose product is annotated as adenosylhomocysteinase like 1. Gene Ontology annotation, cellular component: cytosol. The record is from RefSeq and is a predicted model, not a curated record. The transcript has 17 exons. NCBI's taxonomy places the organism in Eukaryota, Metazoa, Chordata, Aves, Anseriformes, Anatidae. Gene Ontology annotation, biological process: L-methionine cycle. Bases 135 to 1715 code for a protein of 526 amino acids.